Fukomys damarensis (Damara mole-rat) is the source of this 4370-nucleotide messenger RNA. RefSeq names its product solute carrier family 22 member 11 (gene Slc22a11). Bases 1231 to 2880 code for a protein of 549 amino acids. Gene Ontology annotation, molecular function: transmembrane transporter activity. Lineage: Eukaryota; Metazoa; Chordata; Mammalia; Rodentia; Bathyergidae. Gene Ontology annotation, biological process: transmembrane transport. Gene Ontology annotation, cellular component: membrane. The record is from RefSeq and is a predicted model, not a curated record. The transcript is spliced from 10 exons.
GAGGCAAGUUGGGGCUGGCUCUGAUUCUGACCCCAAUUCUGUAUUCCAGCUGUUAGUUGGGGUUUGCUACCCAACAGGCUGCCCAGGAGGACUGGAGAGAGCUCAGGUUUUGGUGUCUGGUUUGCAUCUGGACUCUGCUGUGUGACCUUGAGCGAGGUGCCUACCCCUUUCUGAGUCCCAGUUUCCUUGUUAGAGAGAGUUCACGCCAUUUAUCCCCUGGGCUGCUGUAAGGGGUGGGUGAGGACACAGAACGUGGGCAUAUGGCCAGCCGUGGGUGCCAGGAGCAGCUGUCACUGAGAGGCACAAGCAGGAGGGGCCUGGGGUAGGGCCGGUUCCACACACCCCAAACCAGGCAUGGAAGCUGGCCUCAGGCCGGGGGGCAGAAAGGUGUGACUUUGCACCCACCGUGUCUGCUGGGCACUUCUAAGAGCUGCCAGGAAAGAGUAGCCAUGGUUUCCACCCUGGGGGAGCUUGUCCUCUAAUUAUGGCAAUCUGAAACCUCAGAAAAGAAGCUUCCAGAAAUAGCGGUCUGUGAGCAGCCUCUAUGCGCUCCUGGAGGAGGAGGUGCCCCCAGCUGGGUGGCCCUCCUGCCAGCUCCUCAGCUGAGGAGCCCUGACCUGGUUGUCCGGAUUGGUUACUUCUGAACCAACAGUUUCCUGACUGAAUGGGCCCCAGGUAGAAGGCGCCAAAGGGUCUGGACCUAAGGACAAGAUUAGCCGGCCAGCAAAGUUGCAGCUCCCACCAGCUCCUCACACACAAGCCUGGAGUCCAUGCUGAGAUUAAACUUUAACCCAGCCAGGGCGGUGUGGGGGGGAUUCUUCCUCCACACUGUAAUUCAGUAACAUUACGGCUUUGUGGUUUACCUUUUUCUUUUUAAAAACCUGCCUGAAAUUUCACUGCCGAUGCGGUGAACCCGGAAGGAGGCUCAGUCCUCUGAGGUCCUGACUUGUUGCAUCUCAGACGCCCUGGGGAGGCCCCCGGCACACCGGGUGCGCUGACCCCUGAGGUCCUCUCUACAGUGUUGGGACAUCUGAAGAGUUCCCACAUGAGACAGAGUAAAGGGAAAUUUCCUCAAAGUGUCUCAGGGCAGCUCGAGGGGCAGGUGGUCACUGCCUAGGGCAAGGCCGUGGAAAGAGUCUUAGUGGCUUUGGACUGAUUUCCCAACGGAUCCCAAGCAGCAGGUUGAGGUCAGGACUUGCCGCUCGCUGACCGCCAGGGCCGGCCCUGUGCAUGGCAUUUGAGGAGCUCCUGGAGCGAGCCGGGGGGGUGGGUCUCUUCCAGGCUCUGCAGGUCGCCACCCUCCUCCUCCCGGCCAUCUUCACGCCUUUUCACCUGCUUCUGGAGAACUUCUCAGCCGCUGUCCCGGACCAUCGCUGCUGGACUCACAUUCUGGACAAUGGCUCCGAGAUCCCUGCAAACCUCACCCAUGAGGCCCUCCUGGCUGUAUCCAUCCCACUGGGCCCCGAUCAGCGGCCCCACCCCUGCCGCCGCUUCCGCCAGCCACAGUGGCAGCUCCUGGACCCCAACACAGCCAACUGGAGUGAGGCUGCCACGGAGCCAUGCGAAGAGAGAUGGGUGUACGACCACAGCACCUUCACGGCCACGGUGGUGACCAAGUGGGACCUGGUGUGUGAUUCCCAGGGCCUGAAGCCCAUGGGGCAGUCCAUCUACAUGGCCGGGAUCCUCACGGGGUCCUUCAUCUGGGGCCUCCUGUCCUACCGGCUCGGGCGGAAGCCGAUGCUCAGCUGGUGCUGCCUACAGGUGGCUGUGGCUGGUGCUGGCACCACCUUUGCCCCAAGUUUCCUCAUCUACUGUGGCCUCCGGUUCCUGAGCGCCUUUGGGUUGGCCGGCAUCAACCUGGUAUUGUCAACACUAAUGGCAGAGUGGACCACAACCUGCAGGAGGGCUGUCACCAUGGCGAUCCUGGGAUGCACCUACAGCAUGGGCCAGAUGGUCUUGGCAGGCCUGGCCUUCAUCCUGCGGGACUGGCGGGAUCUCCAGCUGGCCGUGUCCGUGCCCUUCUUGGCCUUCUCCUUGGUAUCUUGGUGGCUGCCAGAAUCUGCCCGAUGGCUGAUUGUCACAGGCCGACCAGAAAGAGCACUUCAGGAACUCAAAAAGGUGGCCAGGAUAAAUGGCCACAAGGAAGCCAGAAAGACACUGACCAUAGAGGUGCUGAUGUCCAGCAUGAAGGAGGAGGCAGUCUCUGCAAGGGUGCACACGUCGGUGCUGGAUCUGAUCCGCAUGCCCGCACUCCGUAGGAGGACCUGCACCUUGCUGGUGGUGAACUUCUCCGUGCAACUGUCCUACUAUGGGCUGGUCCUGGACCUGCAGAGCCUGGGCAGGGACAUCUUCCUCCUGCAGUCCCUCUUCGGGGCCAUGGACUUCCUGGGCCGGGCCACCACUGUCCUCUUAUUCAGAUUCUUCGGCCGCCGCAUGACCCAGGCUGGCUCCCUGUCCCUGGCUGGCUUCUGCAUCCUGGCCAAUGGGCUGAUGCCUCAAGAUCUGCAGAGCUGGCGCGUGGCUCUUGCUGUGCUGGGGAAAGGAUGCUUCGGAAUCAGCCUGACCUGCCUCAGCAUCUACAGGACAGAGCUCUUCCCCACUCCACUGCGGAUGACAGCAGAAGGCUUGCUGCAGUCGGUCGGCCGCCUGGGGGCGAUGAUGGGCCCCCUGAUACGGAUGGCCCGCCAGGCCCUGCCCUUGCUGCCUCCACUGUCCUACGGUAUCAUCCCUGUGGCUUCCAGCCUGGUUCUCCUGCUCUUCCUCCCUGAGACCCAGGAUCUUCCACUUCCGGACACCCUCUGGGACCUGCAGGGCGGGAGGUCGGAUGCAACUAGAGGCCACCAGCGAGAGGCAGUCAUUAUGGAAAGCACCUGGCUCUAGUUCUGCCUGCACGGAGCACCUUUGGUAAAAAAACAAAAAGCAAAAAAACACCUGAGAAAGAAUCUCCAAUCUGCAAACUGAGGGUUCCAAAAAAGUGGGCAGCCCCAGGGCUGCUGGUGGGACAGUGCAGGUGGUAGAACUGCCUCUUCAAAGUGGCUCCAGGCGCUCAUUCCUGUUCUCCCAUGCCUGGUCACGCUCUCCGACUUGCCUCCGCCCUACAGGAGCCUGUGCAGGUGGCCACAACUGACCUGGCUGCCUCGAUCAGUUUCACCACAAAACAGGUCCUCUCCCUGCCAGGGUCACAUCUCACGCCUGCACUCAGCCACUGGGGGUUCCAGUCUCACCUCCCUUGCUUACAGAGCCCGCACUGUAAACUAGGGAGUACUCCUGGAUGGCUCUCUGGGCUCACCAGUCUUGGCACAGGCUGCAGUUCAAUAAAUGAAGCUGAUACCAGAGUGCUCAGGUACAGGUGUCUAGGUUGUGCCUGACCCAAGGCACCCAGCUCGGAGAUGUGAGGCGUCUGUAAUCCAGCCCAGCCUCUUUCGCCCAGCCGCCUGCCAUACAGAGGCUGAGUCCUCUCCGAGGAGCUCUUUUAAUCACCUAUUGAGGGUGACCCUCAAUGAGGGAGGCCUUCCUGCCCUGGGCUCCAAGGAUGGCCACACAUGCAGCCCAGCACUGGAUAGGUGACACUGACAGUGGUUUGUCACAUAUAUUCAUAGCUCAGGGAGGACAACACUCUGCAGCGCCACACGGGGGCUGCCCUCAGAGCAGAGAGCCACCAGGAGGUGGAUGACCCCUGGCUCUUGUGGGAGGGUAUCUGGGCAGGGAGUGGAGCCCCACUUUGAUAAGGAUAACACAAACUGCCUUUCACUCCCUCCUUACUGAAGGGACCUCUCUCACAUCCAAAGUCUACCAGAUUAAGUUUCCUCCACAUAGCUCUGAAAUACGUCUAUUCUCCUUUGCUAUGGUUUCCACCUUUGUCCAUGCUAUCAUCAGGUAUGGUGCCCAGAUUCAUUCCUGACACCCACACUGUCCUCUACACAAUUAGAAAUGUAAUUCAAGCCAAAUCCCCUCUCUGCGUAAAACCUUCCAGGACUCAUAAUAAAGAUCACUCUUCUCCCCCAUGAGGGGCUGAGUCCAGUUGUGGGUCCCCAGGUUUCUUUGACAUAUAAUAAAUUCUGAAGGAUUCAAAUCAUAUGAAGAAUGUGCUUGAGCAAUCAUGGAAUUGAAUUAGAAAUCAGUAACAAAAAGAUAUCCAGUAAACCUCUUCCAACUAGACAAUGAAGUUCUAAAUAACUCAUCAGUCAGAAAAGAAAUCACAGAGGAAAUAUGUUGAACUGAGUUAAAAUGAAAGAAUGACAUUAAAAUCUGAGAUGAGGCUAGAGCAGUGAUUAGAAGAAAAUUUAUAUCAUUAAAUGCCUAUGUUAGAAAAAGAAAAACUCUCAAAUCAAAUGCCUCGGCUUCUCCUUUAACAAACAAGAAAAAGAAAA